This is a messenger RNA of Capsella rubella, 1412 nucleotides long. Its product is annotated as F-box/kelch-repeat protein At3g17530. The record is from RefSeq and is a predicted model, not a curated record. Gene Ontology annotation, molecular function: protein binding. NCBI's taxonomy places the organism in Eukaryota, Viridiplantae, Streptophyta, Magnoliopsida, Brassicales, Brassicaceae.
AUGGGCUUUUAAAAUAACCCAUGGGCCUUUUGUAAACAAAACUAGUGAAAUUUAUGCGAUUUCUCGGUUUCAGAGACAACGAGGACGAGGAGGAUGAUACCCCAUCUUCCACACGAUUUGGAGUCCGAGAUCCUUUCUAGGGUUCCGGCAAAGUCUCUGCCGAAAUGGAAGACUACUUGCAAACGGUGGUACGAAUUGUUCAGAGAUCCGAGAUUCGUCAAGAAGAACUUUGGUAACGCAGCAGCAAGGGAAAUGAUUGUGCUGAUGAAUUCUGGGGUUUCCUCGAUUCGCGUCGAUCUCCGUGCAAUUGACGACGAGGUUGAUCCAAAUAUGGAGGUUUCAGGUAAACUCAGCUGGCAAAAAGACUCAAAACAGGUCAAAUUAUCUCAGAUCUUUCACUGCGACGGUUUGAUUUUAUGCUUCACUAAGAGAAACACUCGGCUAGUUGUUUGGAACCCCUGUACGGGUCAAACCAGGUGGAUCAAACCCAGAACUCGUUUCAAGAGUGAUGAUGUCUUUGCUAUUGGUUACGAAGACAGCAACUCUUGUUCCGGUAGCUUCAAGAUCUUGAGGUUUUGUUACGACAACAACGCCAAGGACCAGGAGCUCCUCCGGUUUGCUGAGAUUGAGAUCUAUGAAUUUAGCUCUGAUUCAUGGAGGGUUCUUGAUGGCAUGAGUAAUCCUACAUGGGGCUUGUGUGCUGGUGGCGUGUCUGUCAAAGGAACCACUUACUGGGUCGCUGGAGAUAUCAUCGAACCUGGUUUCUUCUUGCUCAGUUUUGAUUUCACUACAGAGACUUUUGGGCGUCUUCCUCUUCCCUAUCAGAGCGACAAUCCUGAAGAUACUUUUGCCAUCUCUGUCGUUGGUGAUGAUAAAAUCGCCGUGCUUCAUCAGAACAUCCUCGCCUUCUCGAAUGAGAUGAACAUAUGGGUGACAAAGAAGAUUGGUGUGGCCAAAGACUUGUCGUGGAGCGACUUCGUCUUAACAGUGGACUAUGAUGAGUUUUGUUUGCCGUUUGUGACGAAUGUGAUGAGUUUUUUGUUGGACGAGGAGAACAAGACAGCAAUCUGUUGUAGUAGAUAUGGAGGAAGGACCCGAAUCUACAUUGUUAAAGAGCACAAAUACAAAGAAGUAUUUAAAGAGAUUACACAAGGUAUUGUUUUGGAUUGGCCAUUUCUCCUCAGUUAUGUUCCAAGUUUGGUUAACAUUCAGAAAACUACACAAAAGGCGAAAGAAAAGGAAAUCAAGGGAGGCUAGGUAGAUCAUUACUUUGGUUAUUUUCUUUCUUCUGGUUUCGGUGAUGUGCUUUUGUGCUGAGAUUAAACAAUUGUUCAUGAGGUUGUUUCAUAAUGGUUAUCUUGUCUUGGAUGGGUUUAUCUAGUGAUAUUUACUCAUAUACAUUGUUCUGCUUA